UGAAAAUUCUUCAAGAUGGAUUUCAAGCUGGCAGGAAGGUGUUCUUAGCCUUUUCAUAGUUGCCUGCAGUGGUUUUGUUGCUGGACUAUGCUGUCGUUGUUGCCUUGCUUGCUUUUGUCGCUCUUCAAUACUGGCCAGGUUAGAUUGCUUGGUUGUUAGACCUUAGAUUAUGGAUGUUUGAUCAAUCGGGUUAUGAUUUAUCGAUUGGUGGAGUUGUGGAGGAAGGCUGGUAACGUUGACGAGGCUUGGGAGCCAGUAUACGGUCCGUUGGAUUGCUAAAUUGUUGUGAUAUAUGGUCUGUUGAAGUGCUGAAUUGUUGUGCCAGUAUACGGUCUGCUGGGAUAUUGAAGGAUGGGUGAUUCUGAGAGGAAUAACCUUGUGAUGACUGAGGUGAUGUCCUCUUCGUCUAAUCGAAUUACUGAUAAGAAGCUUGUGGGUAGUUCUAACUUCCAUCAAUGGAAGAAAAUUGUGAAGCUUACUUUGACAGGGAGGAAUCAGAUUAGACACAUAACUAAGCCGAAACCCGAAGAUGAUGCAAAUUAGGAUAUUGUUGAUGCAUGCAUCCUUGGUCAGAUGUUAAACGCUAUGGAAAAUAAUAUAGUUGAUCUAGUAAUUCAUAUCGACACGGUCAAAGAAAUGUGGGAAUAUUUGAAUGUAUUAUAUUCUGGCAAGAAUAACCUGUCACGAGUUUAUGAGUUAUCGCAGGAGUUUUACCGAUCUGAAAGGAAGGGACGUCCUAUGACGCAAUACUUUGUUGAGUUUAAGAGAAUGUAUGAGGAGUUGAAUGCUAUUCUUCCCAUUUCAGCCAAUAUUCAGCAAAUGCAACUUCAAAGAGAACAAUUGGCCGUAAUGGUGUAUCUAGCAGGCAUUGGUCCUGAAUAUGAAACUGUUAAGUCUCAGAUUCUUGGAGGAGAGGCUGUCGCAUCACUCACGGAUACGUUUGCUCGGGUACUUCGGGUAUCUCGUGAGUCUCCUCAGGAUAUUACACCUAUGGCAGAUAGUUCAGCUCUUGUGUUCCAAUCUCGAUCGGGUAGCGAUAGCAGGAGUGAUGGAGGAAAUCGUGAAGGAUAUAGUGGACGUGGUGGCCGAGGUGAAGGACCAGGGAGAGGCCAAGGCCAACAGCACGUGUCUACUAACAACUCAGGAGCCAUACGGACGUGUCAUUACUGUGGGAAAGCUGGCCAUAUUCAAAAAAUUUGUUAUAAGUUACAUGGAAGAUCAGUGCAGCAACAACAGUUUGCACAUACUGCUUCUGGUACUGAUUCUUCUCCACAGUCUUCUGAAGGCAAGGUAGUUGUUAUGUCUGAUGAGGAGUUUGCACGCAAUCCCCACGAGCAUGGUUUGGAAGAUUUUCUGAUGCUGUACUUUCUUUUGGACUGUCUAGAUGUGGAAAUGAUCAUUCUUUCUUUUAUAAACAAUCACGGGAGGCAAACGUUCUUGAUUGUGUAUGUUGAUGAUAUUAUCAUCACGGGAGAUGAUUUGACUGGUAUAGUUGAACUAAAGAUUUAUCUUCAGCAACAGUUUCAGACUAAGGAUUUAGGAAAAUUGAAGUAUUUCCUAGGAAUUGAAGUUGCUCAGUCACAUAAAGGUAUUGUUCUAUCACAAAGAAAAUAUGUGCUGGAUUUGCUUAAUGAGACAGGUAUGUUGGGAUCAAAACCUCUUGAUUCACCCAUGGAACAAGGGGUCAAACUAGCUGCUGAGGGAGGAGAAACUCUUGAUAACCCGGAGAGAUAUAGGAGACUGGUAGGAAAUCUGAAUUAUCUUGCAGUCACUCGACCAGAUAUUGCCUUUCCAGUUAGUGUGGUAAGCCAGUUUCUAUCUUCUCCUCAUACAUCUCAUUGGAAUGCAGUUAUUCGGAUAUUGAGGUACUUGAAAAAGACUCCAGGAAAAGGAAUUAUUUACCAAAAUUAUGGUCAUAGCAAAGUCGAAGGAUUCUCGAUCUUGAUUGGCGGUCUCCGGAUGAUAGAAGAUCAACUACCGGCUAUUGUACCUUGGUUGGAGGAAAUCUAG
Molecule: messenger RNA, 2010 nt
Organism: Syzygium oleosum
Lineage: Eukaryota; Viridiplantae; Streptophyta; Magnoliopsida; Myrtales; Myrtaceae
Exons: 2
Coding region: 574-2010 (478 amino acids)
Molecular function (GO): zinc ion binding; nucleic acid binding
Source: RefSeq, a predicted model, not a curated record